Messenger RNA from Gasterosteus aculeatus aculeatus (three-spined stickleback), 4993 nucleotides. RefSeq names its product E3 ubiquitin-protein ligase DTX4. Gene Ontology annotation, molecular function: zinc ion binding. NCBI's taxonomy places the organism in Eukaryota, Metazoa, Chordata, Actinopteri, Perciformes, Gasterosteidae. The record is from RefSeq and is a predicted model, not a curated record. Gene Ontology annotation, biological process: Notch signaling pathway; protein ubiquitination.
UACUUUCUCAACAUUCCCGGUACGCUACGCCCCGAAGUACCGCAGAAAAGCGCAGACUCGAGCCGCUGCCGCGCGCGCCCUGCCGAGGCCGCUCCCGUCUCUGGUCCCAUAAAGGGCGAGUCGUAUUUGGGAUAUUUUAUUUUUCCCCAAACAAAGAGGAGGUUUCUCCCACCGUCGACGUCGAACGGCCGAGUCGGGAGUUGACGCGGGAUAAGCGCGCGUGCAGCGGGGACGAGCGCGCAGGCCGCUCUGUGCUGCGCGAGCUCCGCGGAGAAGAAGCACAGCGCGCGGGGAUUCGUCGUCUUCUCCGUCGGCUCCACGCAGAAGAAUGUGUCGCCUGGUCGGGUUUCAGCUGUCGCUCCAUGGCCGACAGUAACAACAUGCUCCUGGCCUCCGUCGUGGUGGUCUGGGAAUGGCUGAACGAACACGGGCGGUGGCGGCCCUACGGCCCCGCUGUCUCCCACCAGAUCGAGGCGGCCAUCCGGAGCAGCGACCCCCGCGGAGGGAGCGUGGUCCUCGGCAAGGUGGAAAGCCGGCUCUCGCCGUACAUCAUAGAUCUUCAGUCCAUGCACCAGUUCAGGCAGGACACAGGAACCAUCCGUCCGGUGCGGAGGAGUUUUUAUGACCCGUCCUCGGCCCCCGGUCAGGGCUGGCAGUGGGAGUGGGAGAACGACGCGGGGACGUGGACGGCCUACGACAUGGAGGUGGCCAUCGCCAUCGAGAACGCCCACAGCCGGCAGCAGCCCUGCCUCGACCUGACGCCCAUCGGCUUCUGCUACCUCAUUGAUUUUCAGAACAUGACACAGGUGAACAGACAGAGCCAGAGGUGUCGCAGGCUGCAGAGGCGCGCUGACAUGUCCUACCCCCUCGUGUCCGGCGCCCUCCCAAUACCCAAAGGGGGCGCUGUCGGUGGAGGCUUAACAGGAGCCCUGCUCGGCGUCGGGGUUUCUGGGGUAAGCAUGGGGAUUGGAAGCUCCGCCCCCCCCAACGGGGGCGUCCAAACUCCUGGACUGUCCCAGGCGUGUUCCUGCCCGCAGUGCAUGCUGGUCUUCAGCGUGAAGACCAACACAGGAGGAGCAGGGAUACAGACUAUGGGCAGACGCUCGCUAACCAUGCAGCGGCCCAAGAACUUUGCACCGGACUCCUCUAAAGCUCUGAGUCCGUCUAAAUCCGCCACGCUGGGUCGAGGGCAGCAGCAGAACUCAAACGCCAACGCCAACUACUUUCAGACGCUGCCGCACGGCCUCGCCAUCUCCAGGAACAUCUCCUCUCCGAGAAGGAACGCCCAGCUCUUUGCCCAGUCGCUAGCCGCCCUCACCGCGGGCACCUCCUCUCUGGGUAUCUCCUCCAAUAGGCCGCCUCCUCCGUCCCUCCCGCCUCCUCAGCCUCCGUCAUCCAAACCCAACCUGAUCCCUCCGUCCGUUCCCGCCAAGCGCUCCUCCUCCUCCUCGGCCAACGAACCGGUGCCGACCGCCACAUUGGUUACGCCGGCCAGCAGCGUGACCACGCCCCCCUCUCCAGUGCCAUCUCCGUCGCCAAUGGUGAUGAAGCCGCAGCACUCGGUGCCAUCCGCGGGAACCGCGUGCCACGCCCCGUUGCCACAGAGAUCCAGCUUAGCUGGGCUGAGCAGACCAGCGCUACAGAGGAUUGCGAUGGCUCAGUCCAGAGCGCUCAUUGCAUCAGGCGUGCCCACCGUCCCAGUGAAGAACCUGAAUGGAUCCAGCCCGGUUCACCCUGCACUGGCCGGGAUCACGGGCAUCCUGAUGAGUGCUGCCGCUCUGCCCGUGUGUCUGACUAGACCUCCGAAACUCGUGCUGCACCCCCCGCCUGUCAGCAAGAGCGACGUCAAGCCCGUGGCAGGCUUUGGCCACUGCUGCAGGAAGACUACCAAGAAACAGGCUCGCAAGGGUAAAACUCCAGAGGAGGUGGUGAAGAAGUACCUGCAGAAAGUAAAAAGUCCCCCCGAGGAGGACUGUACCAUCUGCAUGGAGCCACUGGGGGGUCCGUCUGGGUACAAGGGUCCAGGCGUGGGGCCUGUGUCUCGGGCAGAGUCGGUCGGGCAACUCGCACAGUGUGGACACCAGUACCAUUUCCAGUGCCUGGUGGCCAUGUACAACAAUGGCAACAAGGACGGCAGCCUUCAGUGUCCCACCUGCAAAACCAUCUACGGCGUGAAGACGGGCAACCAACCGGCGGGGAAGAUGGAGUACCACGUCAUCCCUCACUCUCUGCCGGGGCACCCUGACUGCAAAAGCAUCCGCGUCAUCUACAACAUACCGCCAGGCCUUCAGGGACCGGAGCACCCAAGCCCAGGGAAGCCCUUCACUGCCAGAGGCUUCCCUCGACACUGCUACCUCCCAGACAGCGAGAGGGGGCGCAAGGUACUGAGACUGCUCCUGGUAGCGUGGGACCGUAGGUUGAUCUUCUCGGUGGGGACUUCGAGCACCACUGGAGAGUCUGACACCGUCAUCUGGAACGAGGUCCACCAUAAGACAGAGUUUGGCUCCAACCUGACGGGCCACGGCUUCCCAGACCCCGGACACCUGGACAACGUCCUGGAAGAGCUCCGUGCUCAGGGCAUCACAGAGGAGGUUGAUGGAGAAGUGAAAUGACGGGUAACCAGGGCGGAGGAGGAGGAGGGGCAGGACGAGCCCAAGGGAGAAGGAGUAGAAGAGACCACGAAAGGACAUAAACAGGAGGAGGAGAAGAGGAGGUUGGGGACAGAACACACUCUGCCAGCACGCAGGGGGACAUUUGGACACAGAAGACACAGAUCUAGUCUUCAGGAUGUGGACUGAAUGACUGCUGUCUCAGCUACCAAGGCCAGUCUGUGAGAACCUCUUCAAAGCAAGCACAUCAGCAGAUUGAGGAACGAGCAGCACACAAAGACGCGUUUUUAUAUACACAUACAUACAUGUGUGUGUGUGUACAUGUGCAUAUAUGUAUGUAUGGGUUGGUACUAAAAUGCAGAACAGAAACCAGUUCACUUUGCUGUGGGAGGGAGGGAGGAAACAGGAGAAGUUGGAGCACUUCAAUGAACACGGGUAGAGAACGGACAAAGAGAGACAGAAGCUGGGGCGGUGGGGGAGGGACGAGGGGGAGGGAACGCAGGACCACCGUAGCAGGAAGAGAUAAAGGUGGCGUAUGUAGCGCAGGAGAGAAGCGGAGUUCCACUAACGCGUAUGGUACUCACUAACAGGUGCGUAGUACAGACACGAUGGAACCAUGAAGGAUGGAGGGAAAGUCUGUGUGCUUGCUUUGUUCCAACUGUUUCUGGGGGGUGGGGUGUUUGGGGCUGUUGCUCCCCCCUGUGGUGGUACUGAUGAACUACACAUCGGCCUGUUACCCAGUUACUUUUACUAUAGUCUUCAUUUAACGUCGUUCCGUACUUUAGCUGUUGAUUUUAUGUGUUUUUACAUGGCCGAGUGUGUGUAUGUUUUUAUGACUGCGUGAAAUGACAAGAGACCAAAGUGAGGCCUGGUCAUUUGGGCCUAAAUGGAGUCUUACUAUUGAGCCGCUGUGGUACAAGUGUGGAUACACAGUUACCACCAUUUACUCAUACAUCUGCUUGUGUCCCUUUGACGGGUCACAUGAUCCAGUGGAUGUAAAUGUUCAGACAUCCUGUCGGCAAUGAGAAAAAGAGACGACGAGCAUUUUGCUGGUUGCCUUAAAGUGCUUACAGGCCCGAGAGUAGUGGGACGACCCAGUGCUGGUGUCAGAGCAUGAACGUCCCUCUGAGGGGACAGAGGGUCGGAGGGGACGGGAGUUGGUACGAAGGCAGACACAAUUCUGUUGAAUGUUGUAUGUUGCUACAAUGAAAAGCAAACCAAUAGAACAGACCUCCUAUUAUAUAGGCCACAUAUUUAGGUCCUGGUCAUUUAGACUGUUUAGAUCAGAACACAUCAUAACAACUGGACUCCUGGUUGGCUGGCAUCACUACAGUAGCUGAAAUCCAUCCAAUAAUAAUAGCAUGUGAAGCAGGAGGCUGUGAUUGUAGAUUCUCACUCAACAUGGAAAAUGGGAGGGAAAAUAAAAUUCCCUCUUGAGUCUUGAGACUUCGUUUGAAGUUAUUCUACCGUGCUUCUUUCUGUCAAAGCUCCCCAAGACAGAAAGCUCUCCAACUGAAAGGGCUAAGCUACUUUCAGGGUAAGAGGUAAUGCGAUCAACGCUACAGAGUACUGAAAACGAUAGUGAGCUUUUUGAAGUCACGUUAUUCUGCAGCCGCCCCAGAGGUGUUUGGGGAAAAUCCGUGUAGAAGAUCCACAACCUGAGAUCUUUAAUCUGUGCCAUGUGGACCUCAGAUAGAGUAGCAGCAUCGGGAGAAGAACUCACCUGUCCUCACCUCCACCCCCCCUGAUAACACACUGCCCAGACUAUUAAGGACCCCUUACCGCCUGUGUGUGUGUGUGUCUGUGUGUGAGAGAGACAAUAGAAUCUGUGUACUGUGUAUACUACCAACAUGCUCCAAGUUGAGGGUAAUAUUUCGGUACUUCAUGUUGAAUCACAUCAUCUUUAGUUCUGAUGAUGAUUGAUGAUGGUACUCCCCCUUUAUUAUUAUGCUUUAUGUAUGAAAUGUAGUUACAUCUUUGUUUUCAAUGACACUAUCAUAGAGUAAAAUGCCCUUUGUCUGUUGAUGUUGUAUUACAUUUGUUGUAUUAACUUUUCAUUUGUUCAAAUUGGUUUACAAAGACAGAAUUUUUCAACACUGCCAUUUUUUCUUUGUGUGCCGGAAGUUAAGUCCUCUUUUCUUUGAAAAUUAGUUUGACAAUGUAAAUGAAAUGUAAUGAAUAUACAUUUGCCUACUUUUAUUUUCUACAUAUCAAUUGUCCAGCUGCUGUACUGCGCUCACUGAAAGGUUUCGUAGCAGACGUGUUGAUGGACGUGUGGCUCUCCGUCUUCCUCUGUGUCUAUUCCUCUUAUUGCAGCAGAAUGGUGGCAGGGUCAAAAUGAUUAUUUUAAACCUUAUAAAGUAAUAAAAUCCCAAAUUGUUGUA